Messenger RNA from Penicillium mononematosum, 1722 nucleotides. Its product is annotated as flavin-containing monooxygenase. Gene Ontology annotation, molecular function: N,N-dimethylaniline monooxygenase activity; flavin adenine dinucleotide binding; NADP binding. The record is from RefSeq and is a predicted model, not a curated record. The coding region runs from base 1 to 1722 and encodes 573 amino acids. Lineage: Eukaryota; Fungi; Ascomycota; Eurotiomycetes; Eurotiales; Aspergillaceae. The transcript is spliced from 7 exons.
AUGGUAGACGCUACGGUGACGAACGGCUCCAAUCCUGGCGGCGUGCAUAGCGACCCUCCGGGGUACACCGUCAAGGAAACGCCUCUGGGGACUCCUCGCCCGCUCCGAGUGAUCACAAUAGGCGCUGGCGCAUCCGGCCUAAACCUUGCUCGCCAAAUCGACCUGCACAUGAGUGAUGUGGACUUCACGAUCUACGAGAAGAACCCAGAUAUCGGAGGCACCUGGUACGAGAAUCGAUACCCGGGCUGUGCCUGUGACAUUCCUUCCCACAACUAUCAAUUCACGUGGGAGCCCAAUCCAAAUUGGUCGACGUUCUAUGCCCGUGCUCCCGAAAUCCUAGAAUAUUUCCGAGAUGUGGCCCGGAAGUACGAGCUCUACCGAUACAUCAAGCUUAGCCAUCGCGUCAUUGCCGCGGAAUGGAAUGAACCUGGGGGUAUCUGGCAGCUCCAAAUCGAAGACUUGACCACCGGAACUGUCUUUGAGGACGCGUGCCACUUUAUGAUCUCUGCAUCGGGCAUCCUGAACAAUUGGAAGUGGCCCGAUAUACCGGGCUUGCAUUCGUUCAAAGGACAACUUAUCCAUAGCGCUGCGUGGGACAACAGCGUCGACUGGCGUGGAAAGAAGGUUGCAGUUCUCGGAUGUGGCUCCUCUGGAGUGCAGAUUGUACCGACCCUUCAACCUGAGGUUGAACACCUCACUACCUUCAUCCGUACCCCAACGUGGAUCACCGCUGGCUUUGCGCAGAGCAAAGCUGGACCCGGAGGCGCAAACUUUGAGUUCAGCGAUGAGCAGAAACAAAAAUUCCAGACAGACCCAGAAGCCUACCUGCAAUAUCGCAAGGAGGUUGAGCAAGAACUUAACAAUCGGUUCAAAUUCAUAAUUAGGGACAGCCCCGAGCAGGCCGAAGCCGUUCGAUUUUCCAUCGCCGAAAUGAAGCGUAAGCUCGGCAAAGACUCGCCUUUGCUGAAAUACAUGAUUCCUUCCUUUGCUGUUGGGUGCCGCAGACCGACCCCGGGCAACGGAUACCUCGAAUCCCUCACCAAGGACAAUGUGCGAGUGGUCACCUCGAGUAUAUUGGAGAUCGUACCAGAGGGUAUCAAGUUGGUGACCGGGGAGGUCAUCUCUAUCGACAUCUUUGUCUGUGCGACCGGAUUUGAUAUCUCCUUCCGUCCACGCUAUCCUGUCCGUGGUAUUAAUGGUAUAACACUGGAAGAGCAGUGGAAAGAUAAACCCGACGCUUAUCUCUCGUUGGCGGCGCCCAAUUUCCCUAACCAUUUUAUGUUCCUGGGUCCUGGAGCCCCAAUCGGGCACGGAUCGGUCCUCCCCAUUACUGAACAUGCAACAAAAUAUAUCGUCCACAUGAUUCGGAAAUGUCAGACCCAGGAUGUCAAAUCGGUUGUCGUUUCGCAAGAGGCUGUCGACGACUUCAACGAGCAUAUUCAGGUCUUCAUGAAGCGAACCGCUUGGAGUACUCACUGCCGAUCCUGGUUCAAGAACGGUACAGUCGAUGGACCCAUUGUAGCACUGCAUCCAGGAAGCAGAGUUCACUGGUUUCACAUGCUAAAUGAACCCCGUUAUGAGGACUAUAUCUGGCGGCGAGAGCACGUUAAUCGGUUUUCCUACCUGGGCAAUGGAUUUUCUACCAAGGAAGGGGAUGGAAAAGACACUGCCUUCUAUUUCAAUAACCCUAGUUCAGGCUUUGAGUUCAUCGAUCACCUGUGA